AACUUCAGUUUGAUGGCACCACGCAAACUGUCCUUAGCUGUCAUCCUGGCAGCUUCUCUCUUGAUGUCUUCCAGAAGCUCCAACACUGGAGAGGAAAUCAAUGAGACCAUCAUCUGCACCAAGGAUCUGAUUGAAGUGGAAAUCCCAAGUAUAUUUUUCCUGUCCAGGAAUCCUCCAAUAUUAAUUUCUGAUUUGCAUCUCAAUGAUCCAGAAUGUCAUGGCACUGAAGUAGGAAACCUCUAUGUGUUCAGGAUUAAGACCAACUUCACAGACUGUGGAACACAAAUGGAUUCAGAUGGUUCUUAUAUAAUUUUCCUCAACACUAUUCAGAACAAUUUCUCUGAUGUAAUCACUAGAACUUUCAUCAAUAUUACAUUUGCCUGCCGAUACCCUAUUAAUUACAUGGUAAAGCAACCUAAUGGCGAAAAUAAAAUCAGUGUUGAUAUCAGGUCCAUUACACUGAACACUGAAGAUGGGAACUUCUCUGUGUCCAUGAUGCUGUACAAGGACCAACAUUUUGAAGACAUGUGGACUACUAUCCCUUUUCUGACUCUAGAGGACAACAUAUUUGUCAAAGUUAAAAUGGUUCCAGGUAACUUCAUCAUUAGACUUGAAAACUGCUGGUCUACCCCAACAAAUGAUCCUGUCCAUGUUGUUCAGUAUUCCUUUAUUAAGAAGAGUUGUCCACAAACUGUAAAAGAUGAAACUCUGUCAGUAAUAAGAAAUGGAGAAGGAGAAGAAGCAAUGUUUAGGAUCCAAAUGUUCAAAUUUGUUGGCAUCACAUUCAAUCAUGUUUUCUUACACUGCACAGUUCAGAUUUGUCAUAGUACAGCCGAUACUUGCAAACCGAACUGCACAGAUGAUGAUAAUCUAAUCAGAAAGAAAAGAGAAGUCACACCUUUUUCUAAUCACAUGGUGUCAUAUGGGCCUAUCAAACGAAAGCUGAUAGGUAAUGAAGAAACUGGUAUAAAUAAAGGAAGAUUUUCACCACUAGAAAUGUUGGUCCUUGGUGGGCUUCUACUGGCUGUUUUAGUGAUUACAGGAGUUCUGGGAAACCAUUUGCUUCAUUCAAGAAGGACAUACCCUGCUAUGCAAGCACAGCUGACAAUGUCCCGUUUCCACCAUUCUGAAAUACCACAACAUUGAACAGUUACCCAAUAGUAUCACAGAAUCAACCCACAUUCCAGCAACUGAAUUGUAUUGUACUUUAUAAACAUUAAUUUGCAUAGGUUUGUAUUUUUUUCUUCAUUUUCAUCUCACAGGCCUAGGUUAGUAAGGAUAUUUAUCACCAUUUGUAAAUCAAGCUUACCAAAAGUGAGAUGGAAGACUAAAUAAUAAAUUUAAGUGAUCCUAUAAUACGUUGUUGAGUAGGGCCAUGUG
Messenger RNA from Sceloporus undulatus (fence lizard), 1380 nucleotides. RefSeq names its product pancreatic secretory granule membrane major glycoprotein GP2-like. The transcript is spliced from 9 exons. Gene Ontology annotation, cellular component: cell surface; apical plasma membrane. Lineage: Eukaryota; Metazoa; Chordata; Lepidosauria; Squamata; Phrynosomatidae. Gene Ontology annotation, biological process: neutrophil migration. The record is from RefSeq and is a predicted model, not a curated record. Bases 13 to 1146 code for a protein of 377 amino acids.